AUGAUGUCCCCGCAGGUGUCCCAGGGCAGUGCCAACCUGCUGCAGCUGAUGUACCAGGAGCCAGCCCGCUGGUCCUACACCUUCCAGACCUUCUCGUGCCUCAGCCGCCUCAAGGCCGUGCUGGAGCCCCCCGAGGAGAUCGGGGGGACCCCCGGGACCUCCCCCCCUGUGAGGGUCUUUGAGCGCUCACUGUUCAGUGACAGGUACGUCUUUGCCAAGACCCUGCUGGAGGCCGGGCACCUGCAGCCCCUGGAGUGGGCGAUCUACCAGGACUGGCACGAGCUCCUGCUGCGGCACCUGGCGCCCCACGCUGCCCCCCACGGCUUCCUGUACCUGCGUGCCAGCCCCCAGACGUGCCUGGAGCGGCUGCGGCGGCGGGCGAGGAGCGAGGAGGGCGGGAUCCAGCUGGGCUACCUGCAGCAGCUGCACGGCCAGCACGAGCUCUGGCUGGUGGCCAGGGCCACCGAGAUCCACUGCGAGGCGGCGCGGCGCGCGCCCGUCCUGGUGCUGGACGUGGAGCAGGACUUUGAGCACGACGUGGCCAGACAGGGCCUGCUCAUGGCACAGGUGGAGGCCUUUGUGACAUCCCUGGGUGCCCACUCUGUGCCAUCCCAUCCUGAACCCCUCAGCUCUGGGCAAGGGGCAGUUUCUGCCUGAAGACCCCGAGGAGAGGGGACACGAUCCUGAGGAGAGGAGACACGAUCUUGAGGACAAGGGACACGGUCCCAAGGAGAGGGGACACUAUCCCAAGGACAGGAGACACUACCCCAAGGACAGGGGACAUGAUCCCAAGGACACAAUCUUGAGGACGAGGGACACAUCCUGGUCCCCACUGUCCCCUCAGCCCCUCUGUCCCAGCCAGGGCUGGAUCCUCAGAGCCGUUUUGGGGUCAGGAUUGCCCAGGUCCUUGCUGUGACCCCCUGCCCACCUUUGGGGUGGAUUUCCUGCUGGAAUUCCCAUGGAAAGUUCUGGUGUUUUACCCAAGCCCCACCAUUUGUUAUUUUGUAUUUAAUUUUUUCCAUUAAAUUAAGAUCAAAUCGCUGA
Molecule: messenger RNA, 1044 nt
Organism: Serinus canaria (Common canary)
Lineage: Eukaryota; Metazoa; Chordata; Aves; Passeriformes; Fringillidae
Gene: DGUOK
Product: deoxyguanosine kinase
Exons: 6
Coding region: 1-657 (218 amino acids)
Biological process (GO): nucleobase-containing compound metabolic process
Cellular component (GO): cytoplasm; mitochondrion
Molecular function (GO): deoxyguanosine kinase activity; ATP binding
Source: RefSeq, a predicted model, not a curated record